UGCCGACGUGGCGGGGCGGAAGAGGAGCCUCCGGCUGGCACCGAGCGGAUCACCAUGUCCCAGACUGCCCCAUCAGACCCAGAACCCUCUACAGACCCCACUACAGAGCCCACUCCUCCUCCUCCUCAGCCCCUCGGCACCGACAGUGACCCCUUCCAGGAUAUCCCAGCAGCCAUCACUGCCCCCUCAGCACCACCGCAGCCUCCUCUGGUCCCCGAGAAGUUCAUCAUCCCAGACUCCAGCGAGGAGACGCCCUCAGACGAACCGGCUGCUGAGAUCCACUCAGGAGAGGCUCAGGAUGAGCGAUCGGAGCCGGCCGCAGAGGGCCGGGCGAUCGAGUGUGAUCAGCCGGUGAGCCUGGAGGCAGAGGCCGAGGCUGCAGAGCAGGACGUGGAGAGCUCACUCCAGGAGAAAGAGAAAGGUUGGGGAGGCUGGGGCUCGUGGGGAAAGUCUCUCCUCAGCAGUGCCACCUCCACAGUGGGUCACAGCCUGACCUCAGUUAAGGUGAAAGCAGGCGAGGCGCUCCGCCUCCACAAGACGUCUGUGGGCGAGGAGGCUCGAGAGGAGGCGGAUGGAGCUGAGGAGAAGGGAGAAGGAGGAGAAGGAGGAGGAGGAGGAGGAGAGGAAAUCCAAGAAACUGGAGCGUCUGUCCCGGCAGAAUCAUCUUCACCCAACGCUGCCGGUCGGGGCGUCUUCUCCACUAUCACACAUGCAGGCAAGUCGGUGAUCACUGGCGGUCUGGACGCCUUGGAGUUCAUAGGAAAGAAAACCAUGACUGUUCUUGCAGAGAGUGACCCAGGAUUCAAAAAAACAAAGACUCUGAUGCAGAAGACCGCUUCACUGAGUCAGAUGCUGAAGGAAGCCAAGGAGAAGGAGCGAGCUCGUCUGAGUAGCCAGUCCGUCAGCGCCCCCACCGCUCACUACGGCAUUCUUUUUGAUGACUACCAGGGUUUGUCGCACCUGGAGGCCCUGGAGAUUCUCUCCAACGAGAGCGAGGCGAAGGUUCAAGCUUUUCUCUCCGCCCUGCUGGAAGAGGAGCAGGAGGAGGUGAAGAAGGAGCUGAUUUUCAUCAAGGAGAUUUUCAUCAAGCCAGAAGAAGAGGAGGAAGGAGAGGUAGAAGGAGGAGGCGGAGAGACGAAGGAUAACGGUGAUCAAGGUUCCCAAAUACACUGUUCUACCCCGUUAUCUGCUGACGGCGAGGAGUUUGUGAGCGUUCUCACUGAGCUGCUGUUUGAGCUUCAUGUUGCUGCCACCCCAGACAAACUCAACAAGGCUCGAAUGAGGGCCCAUGAUUGGGUGAGCGAGGUGGAACAGCCUGUCACUACGGAGACAGUUGGCAAGGAAACGCAGGACCAGUCAGGAGAGGAGGCCUCGCCUGGAGAGAACAAGAAAGAGGAGGAGAAGAAAGCUGAAGAGGAGCAGAAGGGAACGGAGGGCGAGGGGAAGGAGAUUAAAGGAGAGAAGGAGAGCGACCCCAGAUCUGUGGAGCGUGUGUACCUGUCAUCGGUGGGCAGUCUGGCAGAGGUGACUGCUCGCAGUAUCGAACAACUCCACAAGGUGGCAGAGCUCAUCCUCCACGGCCAGGAGCAGGAGAAAGCUGCCAGGGAGCAGGCUCACAUCCUCACCAGGUUGACUUCUGCAAUGUGUAAAGAGGUGGAUUGUUUGGCGAAGAAGUUUUCUGACACACUGCUUCUUGUUGGGGGUCAGAGGAAAGCCGAGGAGGUGAAUCCAAUGGUGAAUAGUGUCCUGCAAGAGGGGGACAACAGUACCAACUACAUCCAGAAUGCAUUUCAGCUGCUCCUGCCCAUCCUGCAGAUCUCCCACAUCCAGAGCCAACACUGCCAAACCUCCACAGAGACAGCAGCACAGAUACACUAACACUCACUACACACGCACACUACUACCUGCUUGUCUUAAUGCUGCACAGUAAACUUUGAAGGCUCGAUAUUCCAUGUUAAGUGCUUUUAUCUAAGUGCCAUACAACAGUGAGAGACAAAAUAUAUAUAGAUGUAAAGAGAGAUUAUGAUCAUGGAGAUGACAGUUUUAUUUCGAUGUGCCACAUGCAGGUCAUACAUGUUUCUUGUGUCUAUGAAUGAUAUUUAAUCGGGUUUUUCCAUUGAUAUUUUCACUUAAAGGAACCAAAAUGGUGACCAAAGCUCAGUCCGUCACAGCGACGAUUCUCCGAAGCUGCGCAAAACAGCAAAAAGAAAAUACUGAUUGCAUUGAAGGGACUUUAGUUUAAUGUAUAAUAAGCGUCAUUUGCACUCCUUACAGGUCAUUUCAGUGAGAAAUAGCAUAAAUGAAAUGUUUAUUUUGAUUUAUUGUUUAUAUCUGGUUUGAGACAAGAUGCCAGUAUUCCUAGUAAUGCACCAUCAUUUCUUACUCCUUUUGUUUUAGUGUUAAAUUAUAUGAAGCUCCACUACCUUUAUGUUUCUUUGAGUUUGGGUUUAGAAACAUUUGCAUACUUGAAAAUAGGAAAAA
This is a messenger RNA of Salarias fasciatus (jewelled blenny), 2481 nucleotides long. RefSeq names its product family with sequence similarity 114 member A1 (gene fam114a1). The transcript has 13 exons. Lineage: Eukaryota; Metazoa; Chordata; Actinopteri; Blenniiformes; Blenniidae. The record is from RefSeq and is a predicted model, not a curated record. Bases 55 to 1878 code for a protein of 607 amino acids.